GCAGUGGGGUUAGAGGAGGAGGAGGAGAAACGGGAGCUUGAACUGACAGGUUGUUCUCAGCAGCGAGACCCUGGAAGAGCGAUGGCGACAGGAUUGUGGAUACCUGAGCCGACCUGGUAGAACUCUGUAGAAUCUGGCAGAAGCCCAGCUGCAUCAGUUCCAGCAGCCAUGGCUGAGCCUCCAUCCUGCUUCACCUCCCUCCACCCGUCCCGCCUUUCUUUCUCCUCCUCCCUCCUCUUCUCAGUCAUUUUGCUCCUGUCGUCCCCCGGUUUGGUCCAAGGUUCAUCGACAAAGAACUGCACAGCUGGUGGAGACCCCUGUCAGGAAGGAGUGGUGCUGCCAGUGUGGAACCCACAGAAUCCCUCCGUUGGAGACAAAGUGGCACGGGCCAUCGUGUACUUUGUAGCGCUCAUCUAUAUGUUCCUGGGAAUGAGCAUUAUAGCAGACCGGUUCAUGUCGUCCAUCGAGGUUAUAACCUCUCAGGAGAAGGAAAUCACCAUAAAGAAACCAAAUGGUGAGACUACCACGGCCACAGUCAGGAUCUGGAAUGAGACCGUUUCAAAUCUAACUUUAAUGGCUUUGGGCUCCAGCGCACCUGAGAUCCUGCUAUCUGUGAUUGAGGUUUGUGGACACGAUUUUGAGGCUGGUUCUCUGGGUCCCAGUACCAUUGUGGGCAGCGCGGCCUUCAACAUGUUCGUCAUUAUCGCCCUGUGUGUGUAUGUGGUUCCUGAUGGAGAGACGCGCAAGGUCAAACACCUUCGAGUGUUUUUUGUGACAGCUGCCUGGAGCAUCUUUGCCUACAUCUGGCUGUACCUGAUUCUGAAUGUCUUCUCUCCAGGGGUGGUAGAGGUAUGGGAGGCAGUGCUCACCUUCCUCUGCUUCCCUCUAUGCGUGGUCCAGGCCUGGGUGGCUGACCGUCGCCUGCUCUUCUACAAGUACGCCCGCAAGCGCUAUCGUGCCGACAAAAGCCGCGGCAUUAUCAUUGAGUCAGAGGGAGGGCCAGAUGGAAGGAUUGGCGGUGGAGGUUUGGACAGAGGAGGUGGAGCGCUAGGCCUGGGGGGAUUCACCAAGAUGGACAUGUUGGAGCUGGAUGGGCAGAUAGGACUGAACUGUCACAGCGGGAUAGAUGGAGGGUUGUUGGAGGAUGGAGGAAUAAAGGACGAGGAGGAUGAGGCCAGGAGGGACAUGGCAAGGACGCUGAAGGAGCUGAAGCAGAGGCAUCCGGAUAAAGACAUGGAGCAACUAAUUGAGAUGGCGAAUUAUCAGGUGCUGAUGCAGCAACAGAAGAGCAGAGCGUUCUACCGUAUCCAGGCAACCAGGAUGAUGAUCGGAGCCGGCAACAUCCUCAAGAAACACGCCGCUGAUCAGGCUCGCAAGGUGGUGAGCAGCCAUGAGACCCAGGCCCAGGAGGACGACCCCCACACCAUCAGGAUGGAGUUUGAACCCUCUUUGUACCAGUGCUUUGAAAACUGUGGCUCCCUGAAACUGACAGUCGCAAGAAACGGAGGAGAACCCGGUGUUACGGUGAAGGUGGAUUAUCGCACGGAGGAUGGCACGGCUAAUGCAGGUUCAGAUUACGAGUUCGCUGAGGGUACGCUGCUCUUUAAGCCAGGAGAGAACCUCAAAGAAAUCACCGUCGGGGUGAUCGAUGACGACAUCUUUGAGGAGGAUGAGUAUUUCUACGUCCACCUCAGCAAUCCUCGCGUGGUUGGCUACCCAGAGCUUGGCUCUGCCCCUCUGGAUCCUAGUACCACCCCUAAAGCAGUACUAGGUGAUGCCCACACGGCCACUGUGACUAUCUACGAUGACGAUCAUGCAGGUAUAUUUACCUUUGAGAGUGCCAGUCAGAGGGUUAGUGAGAGUGUAGGUGUGAUGGAGGUGAAGGUUCUCAGGACCUCGGGAGCCAGAGGCUUGGUAGCCGUCCCGUAUCGGACCGUAGACGGCACUGCUAAGGGCGGGGAGGACUACGAACUGACCGCUGGCAAACUGGAGUUUCAGAAUGAUGAGACCAUGAAGAUAAUUGAGGUGAAGAUCAUAGAUGACGAAGAGUACGAGAAGAACAAGACGUUCACCAUUGAGCUGGGGGAGCCGGUUCUGCUGGAGAUCGGGCAGAAACACGGUGAUUCCAAUGAGAAUAAGCCACUGGUUGGAGCAGAGGAGGAAGAGGUGGCCAAAAUGGGUUGUCCCAGUCUGGGUGAACACACACAGGUGGAGGUGAUCAUAGAAGAGUCCUACGAAUUUAAGAGUACGGUGGAUAAGUUGAUCAAGAAGACCAACCUGGCUUUGGUGGUGGGAAGCAGCAGCUGGAGAGAGCAGUUUGUCAGUGCUGUUACUGUCAGUGCAGGAGAUGACGACGAGGAGGAAAGCGGUGAGGAGCGGCUGCCGUCCUGCUUUGACUACAUCAUGCACUUCCUGACAGUCUUCUGGAAGGUGUUGUUUGCCUUUGUGCCACCCACGGAGUACUGGAAUGGUUGGGCCUGCUUCUUUGUGUCCAUCUCGCUGAUUGGUGUCCUGACGGCUAUCACCGGUGACCUGGCAUCGCACUUUGGCUGCACAAUAGGACUGAAGGACUCUGUGACAGCUGUCGUGUUUGUGGCGCUGGGCACCUCAGUGCCAGAUACGUUUGCCAGCAAGGUAGCAGCCAUCCAGGACCAGUACGCAGACGCCUCCAUCGGAAACGUCACCGGCUCCAACGCUGUCAACGUCUUCCUGGGCAUCGGCGUGGCGUGGACCAUUGCCGCCAUCGCCUGGCGCUCCAAGGGCAUGUCAUUCAGGGUGGACCCGGGAAACCUGGCCUUUUCCGUCACCCUCUUCACCAUCCUGGCUGUGGUGUGCGUCCUCACACUACUGUACCGGCGCCGGCCCACAGUGGCCGGCGGCGAGCUGGGCGGCCCGCGGACUUGCAAGAUAAUAACGUCGCUGAUGUUUGUGUUGCUGUGGCUGGUUUACAUCAUGCUGGCAUCACUUGAAGCUUACUGUCACAUACCAGGGUUUUAAACACAACUCAGAGGAUGGACAGACCCCCCCCCACUGCCAUGACAUGUCUUCAGAGACAGAAACGGAGAGAUGGGGGAGGGACAGAGGGGUCCUCGAUAAGCAUAGCAGCAUCACGAGCCAUCUUUAAAAUGUUUUCAGUUUUGCCUAGUUUGUUUUCCUCUCCACUCUGACUUGGAUAUAUGAACAUAUCAGUUCAAUCCUCCAGACUAAUGACUUAUUUUCUUGCAUUAAAGACAUUUUUGAGCCAGUGAAGAGGAAACAUCAAGCAAACACAAAGCCUUGAAAUUAAGAAUUGCUUCAGGCAAACAUUGAUUUUAUGUCCUUCACAGCUGGGCGGUGCCAACUCCUUCGCUGGCACUUUUAAGAGCUCAUAAAACAGUACAAGUGCAAACGAGCCAAUCAGCUGAUGGGACGAUAAAACUAAAGGGUUUCUAUUGAGCAUGAUCCCCUCCACCACCACCCCCCCCUCUCUCUCACUUGUGUCUGUACUGUACCUUUGGGACAAAUGGAUCCUCCUAAAACACACAUGCACACAGUGAAGGUCGCCUCACUACCAGGUUUACAAGUGGACAGACAACACACAAACGGAUACCCUCCUCUACUUGGAUACACUGCGCCCCCCCCCCCAACAACACUCCACUGUACAGACUUUAGAACCUCUUCCCUCCUUCUUGCCUUACGAUUCCAUCCUCCACUUACAUAUUUGUCCUACAUUUGUGAUCACCAAGACCUACAGUCAGUAUCACCUUCUAAAUGUAUCCAAUCCCAACUUCAUCGCUCCCACAAACACAAAGUUCUCUCUUUUUUCAGAAACUUUUCAAUGGCGUCACGUGUUGAUGUUGUUACCGUGCAACUGUAACUUACUAAAAAAGACAAAAGACAUCACAGUAUGACGUGAGAAGCAACGUUCUACAGCUGGCAUGACCAAGAUCCCUGUCCAGGUUGCACAGCAGCAGGAUAAAUAAGCUCAUCCACUCAUCCCUGUCCUCACACAUCUCAAGGUGUUCUCAGCCCAGAUGGGAUAUAAAGUCAUGUCAGCAUCUUCUGGGUCUAACACAGGGUCGACCGCUCAUUGGACGUGUCUGGAAAAGCUUCACAAGGAGGCGUCACAAUCGCAUGAUGAAAACACCUGCGCUGGCUCCUUCUACUAUGACCUGCCCUGUGAGCCGUAGUUCUUUUGGUCAUGACCCGCUAAUCGCUCUGCCUCGUAACUCGUGAGGCAGAUUCAGGCGGGGGUCUUGUCGGGCUGUUUCCCAGAUGCAGAAGAAUGGAAUGGGUACACCCACUGGGAGAAAUUACAGUGGGAUGUUGAAGAACCAAAACAAAUGUUGCUAAAUGGCCUGCAAACACACCAAAAAAAGCGGGUCAGUUGUUUGAAGGCAAACCUGACACCGUGCCGGACAACCAAAUACUUCAGUCGUAUUACUUGGGAUUGAAGACAUUUUGUGCACUACACAUUGAGUUACACUGUUUACAUACUACAGUUGCAUUUAUUGCCGGGGGAAGCAUACAUUAAGGGGGAAACAUCCCUGAUGUGGACAACUCCAGCUGACCCACAUCAACACCUGAAACACAGAGCGGACCAAUCACAAUAAAGAAUGAUGACCGCUGUGACAUGCCCAAACCAAGUAUUACUAAAUGUAUGUGAUGAUGUGACAUUGAGUUCUGUGACAAAAA
This is a messenger RNA of Thalassophryne amazonica, 4674 nucleotides long. RefSeq names its product solute carrier family 8 member 4b (gene slc8a4b). Bases 169 to 2997 code for a protein of 942 amino acids. The transcript has 16 exons. NCBI's taxonomy places the organism in Eukaryota, Metazoa, Chordata, Actinopteri, Batrachoidiformes, Batrachoididae. Gene Ontology annotation, cellular component: axon; sarcolemma; postsynapse. The record is from RefSeq and is a predicted model, not a curated record. Gene Ontology annotation, molecular function: calcium:sodium antiporter activity. Gene Ontology annotation, biological process: cell communication; sodium ion transmembrane transport; calcium ion import across plasma membrane.